CCCUUUAACUUCAAAAAAAUCCAACCACAAAGACGAAACUUCGACUUUGUGUGGUCUAAACGAUGAGAAUUCAGCUACAAAAAGCCCUUUAACUUCAAAAAAAUCCAACUACAAGGACAGAACUUCGACUUUGUUUGGUCUUAACAAUGAGAAUUCAACUACAAGAAUGGAACUUCGACUUUGUGUAGUCUAA
This is a messenger RNA of Dentiscutata heterogama, 193 nucleotides long. The record is from the annotation of a GenBank genome assembly. NCBI's taxonomy places the organism in Eukaryota, Fungi, Glomeromycota, Glomeromycetes, Diversisporales, Gigasporaceae.